CUCUCUGGUGGUUCUUCCGUGCAUAAGACUUGAGUGAGUUAUAACCAUGACGAAGACGACCGCUUCACUUGCUGUACCGGUACUACUAUGCUUCCUGGGCUUGCUGAUUGCAGUGGCUUCAGGAUUCUCGGUUGCAUCUUGUAGAAUUCCAACAACGGUGGUGGGCCAAGCAUCAUCUCCCUGUUCCACCGGUACAACAACAACACGACGAAAACUGCCCACGAGUCUUUUCUAUGCCGAGGCAGACAAUGAGGAGGAAGAUGAUGAAGAUGACGAUGACGAGGAGGAGUUGGACGAGGCGUCUCUAGGAGAUUGGAGAAAGUUUCGAGCAUCCCUGAUCGAUGGAGGUCUCCCAGGAGAAAAUAAUAAUGGAAGUACUACCAGUUCCAAAGCCAAGACCAAAAAGAAAUCGGUGGCGGUCCAAAAUGAGGCUCUCUUGGAGCAGCAAAACGAGGAAUUGGCAAACGAGUAUCGGACAGGUGUCUGGGCUCACAAGGUUGGUCAACCAGAAGUGGGAGGAUUGCUCUGUCGAAUGCCAUUGGAAGCACAACUCUACUACGGUGGCGAGAAGGGAUAUUGGAACGAGAAACUGGAGAUCAUGCUCAGUAUGGAUGGCAACAGUGCAAACAGCAAAGAAGAAAAACCGGAUGAAGAAAAUGUCGACAUGGAUUUAAUAACCAUUUCCAAAGUGGACCACUGGUUCACAAUGGCAGAAAGGAUGAUUUCGCGAGAGUUGGAGGCAAUCACCAACAGUGGAAAAGUCAAUAAUGGAGUCCUCAACCCAAAUGAUUUGGACGAAAAUGAACGGCUUCUACUGGACAAGUAUCUCCAAUACAAGCAAACAUGGCAAGAAAUCUGUCUCUUGCUCUCGCACAAUCCCGAAUCUGGAUGCAGCGAAGCCCUGAUUCUGAAUCGACCCAUUACCAAAAGCAUCAAUAAACAAUUGGCUAAAAUGCUCCUCGAAGGAAGCAAUGGCAGUGGGGUUGGCAGCUUUUCAUAUGACUUUGUUGACAUGGUGGUGCAGGCCUUUGGAAAAGAGGCGGCUGUGUACAUGGGAGGUCCACACCAUCAAGACGAACCAGCAUCGCUCAUUCAUGGCAUCCCCAAUUUACCCGGCGCUCGCGAAAUUGCCCCUGGAACUAACAUCUACAGAGGUGGGUGGGAAGCUGCAGUAGAAGGCGUGAUCAAAGGAACCUACAAGCCUUUGGACUUUCGGUUUUUCUUGGGACGUCAAUCUUACGAUCCCAAGGAGUUUCCCGAACGUGGGGCAUUGCUGCAAAAGGUGCAAGAUGGAGCCUAUCAACCAUUGGCAUGUGCGCGAAGUUUGGCGUUAAAGCAGUGUCUGGGCUUACCCAAGCCGCUGUGGCAUGAAGUCCUGGAGCUCUGUGGGGGAGAGUUGAAAGCUUUGUCUAGCAUCGAGUUGAGAAAACGAAUUGAUCUGGAGCUGUAAUGACAGUGACAACAGCUGCGACAACUAACUAACUGUGGAGUACGUUUGACCUCUGUGUAUCAACACCAGACCUUGAUAGAAAUCCCUUUCUAUAGGUGUGUUCUUCCUGUUGACUUUGCGUGAUGUCUUCUCGUAUGUAUCAUAUCUUAUCAGACUGACGGGCAGCUGGUGCGGCACUUGAAUGACUGGUGCCGUCUGAAAGGCAUGUCAAGCCAGAGGAUUAGCCACUACUGUAGCUUGAUCCCGGAUCAUCAGUCGUUUGGGCUUCGUCCAUGUAUUAAAGGCCUUCGGCUUGGGUGCUUGGAUGCAUGUACAGUGGACCAUGCUAGCUAGAACCUCCAAGACUGCUCCUCGAUGCUACAUGUAGCUAGUCUACAUGCGCAACUUGCAUUUCUUAGCUUCACACCUUUUUACAAUUAUUCAUCUGCUCUAAUAAUAAUGCUGGUGCGCCACCACCACCACCACCACAAC
Seminavis robusta is the source of this 1921-nucleotide messenger RNA. NCBI's taxonomy places the organism in Eukaryota, Bacillariophyta, Bacillariophyceae, Naviculales, Naviculaceae. The record is from the annotation of a GenBank genome assembly.